Messenger RNA from Megalops cyprinoides (Indo-Pacific tarpon), 1590 nucleotides. Its product is annotated as 5,6-dihydroxyindole-2-carboxylic acid oxidase-like. The record is from RefSeq and is a predicted model, not a curated record. Gene Ontology annotation, cellular component: melanosome. Gene Ontology annotation, molecular function: oxidoreductase activity. The transcript is spliced from 7 exons. Bases 4 to 1590 code for a protein of 528 amino acids. NCBI's taxonomy places the organism in Eukaryota, Metazoa, Chordata, Actinopteri, Elopiformes, Megalopidae. Gene Ontology annotation, biological process: melanocyte differentiation; melanosome organization.
AGCAUGUGGAAGUAUGGGUUUAUGGUUAUUUUGUGCGCCGUGGUUGUGCACUCACAGUUUCCGAGGGAAUGUGUGACUCCAGAGGGACUUCGAAGCGGUCAGUGUUGUCCGUCCCCAACUGGUGCGCCGAAUGACAGCUGUGGAUCCAGCACAGGACGGGGACAGUGCGUACCUGUCGUCGCGGAUGUACGUCCCCACGGACCGCAGUAUCCUCAUGACGGUGUCGAUGACCGGGAACGCUGGCCUCUCCGAUUCUUUAAUCGCACCUGCCAGUGUAACGGGAACUUUACCGGGUAUAACUGUGGACGGUGCAAGAAUGGUUUUACAGGAGUAAACUGCGAUCAGCCUGUUCCUGUAGUCCGAAGGAACGUGAUGCUACUGAGUGCAGAUGAGAAGAGGGCGUUUGUGAACGCGCUGGACCAAGCAAAGCGCACGGUGCACCCCAAUCUCGUCAUCGCCACAAGGAGAUACGAGGAGAUCUUUGGGCCCGAUGGCAACACCAUGCAGUUUGAGAACAUAACCAUCUACAACUACUUUGUGUGGUCACACUACUAUUCUGUUGGUAAGACCUUCCUGGGGCCCGGACAGCCAAGUUUUGGAGGAGUGGACUUCUCUCACGAGGGUCCUGGCUUUGUCACCUGGCACAGGUACCACCUCCUCCAGCUGGAGCAGGACAUGCAGGAUAUGCUGCAGAAUCCCUCCUUUGCCCUGCCCUACUGGAACUUUGCGAUUGGGGGCAACACAUGUGAUAUUUGCACUGAUGACCUGCUUGGUGCAAGAAGUACCUUUGAGCUAAACUCAAUCAGCACAAACUCCAUCUUCUCUCAGUGGCGAGUUAUCUGUGAGAGUGUGGACGACUAUGACACCCUUGGAACUAUUUGCAACAGCUCAGAGAGCAGUCCGAUCAGGAGGAACCCAGCUGGGAACGUGGCCAGGCCCAUGGUGCAGCGCCUGCCUGAGCCACAGGAUGUCGCCGACUGCCUUGAACUGAACACGUUCGACACCCCUCCUUUCUACUCCACUUCCUCCGAGAGCUUCCGCAACACUGUUGAGGGCUACAGUGCCCCUCAAGGGAACUAUGACCCUGUUAUCCGCAGUCUGCACAACUUGGCUCAUCUGUUUCUCAAUGGAACUGGAGGGCAGACCCACUUGUCUCCCAAUGACCCAAUCUUUGUCCUGUUACACACCUUCACUGAUGCUAUUUUUGAUGAGUGGCUGAGAAGGCACAGCCCUGAUGCAACGAUGUACCCUUUGGAAAAUGCUCCCAUUGGACACAACCGGCAGUUCAACAUGGUUCCCUUCUGGCCACCAGUUAGAAAUGCAGAAAUGUUUGUGACUGCAGCUGAAAAUCUGGGCUACUCUUACGAGGCAGAAUGGCCAGCUCGUCCAUACACCAUGACAGAGAUUAUAACCAUGGCUGUUGUUGCGGCUCUUGUUGCGGUGGCUGUCAUUUUCGCUGCCACCACUUGUGCCCUGCGUACGAGGUCAUAUGGCAAAAUCGAGGCCCGCCAACCAUUACUUGGGGAACAGUAUCAGCGUUAUUCAGAUGAUCACGACAGACACCAGGAAAAAACCCAGUCUGUGGUCUGA